This is a messenger RNA of Thecamonas trahens ATCC 50062, 293 nucleotides long. RefSeq lists its product as uncharacterized. Lineage: Eukaryota; Apusomonadida; Apusomonadidae. The coding region runs from base 21 to 263 and encodes 80 amino acids. The transcript has a single exon. The record is from RefSeq and is a predicted model, not a curated record.
ACUCGACUUGUGGAAACGACAUGGGCGGCCACGGACCUGCGACUCGCUACGCUGCACGUGGAGUGUCUAACCUUCUGCGGAUGAAGCUUGCGCCCAUGGGUCAGCGGGUCUUCCCCUACGGCAUGCGGCAUGCCAUGGACCGGCUCUUCCGGCGCGGCGCCUACGUCAUGAAGGAGGUGGCCAUCCCUGGUGCUGCCCUUGUGGCCAUCUACCAGGGCGGUCUGUACCUCAACGACGCCGACCACCGUUCCCACUACUUCUAGUUCCCUCUACUAAACCACCAUACAUCCCCC